AUGGGUAACGAGUCAGGAGGAUAUGCACGGAACCGUCGAGAGUCUGAUUUGCAUCAUGCUAGAGGUGUUUUUGAGAUAAACUGUGGCAAUCUCCGACGGGCUUGGGCCGUUUAUCGCAGGGCAAUGACAGUCGCGCAGUUGAUGGGUCUCCACCGCUCUCCCAUGCCACCACUGAAACGCCUCGACCCAGGGCUGGAUGCGAAGCCAGAAUUCAUGUGGUUUCGCAUUGUUUAUAUGGAUCGUUAUCUCAGCUUGCUACUUGGUUUACCUCAGGGCACAACCGAUAAGAAUAUGGGCAUGAUGUCCACUCUACGGCACGAACCACCGCUGGGCAGAUUCGAGCGACUUCUCACAAUCAUUGCGUCUCGGAUAUUGGAACGAAACGAACGUACCUUUGUCACGAGCGACUAUACAACAACACAAUCAAUCGACGCUGAGCUACUGCGAGUGUCGGAGAGUAUGCCGACAAGCUUCUGGCGGCCGCCAAACUUUCAAAACCUCACGCCAGGAUCUCCAGAUACCCUUUUGGAGACAGUCCGCCUCGGAGCCCAGGUCUAUUACUACGGCCUUCUGAUUCAGCUCCAUCUUCCGUAUAUGGUACAAAUCAGUGAUAAUACCCAUCAGGGAUACUCCAAGAUUACUUGCGUCAAUGCUAGUCGCGAGAUCAUGACGCGCUACAUUACUCACCGAAGCUUCAACCCCGUGUCAUCCUGCUCGCGGCCGGUGGACUUCUUUACUCUCCUAGCGGCAAUGACGCUCCUACUUGCACAUCUCAACGAGCAUAGCCAUCCAGAAGCGAUCAGCCUCUUCGCUCACCAGCGUUUGAACGACCGUGGCUUGCUAGAUCAAGCCCUGGAGACCAUGGAUAUAAUUAGUAACAUGAAAAAGGACAUUAUAGCCGAAAGGAGCGCCGAGCUGAUCCGACGAUUACUCGAGAUCGAGGCAGACACAGCAGAAGGCAAGACCUACAUCACGGGGAGCUUGGCAGGCGAUGAUAUUGAGGAGAACAGGAAGCAAGGCGAAGAGCUCCGUUUGCAUAUCCCACAUGUUGGCGUGAUCAAGGUUGCUCGUGGCCGCCCUGUUAGCCGACAGCCAUCGGAUGGGAAUACGGCAGCCUGCACACAUAUGUCUCACGGCGAGCUUGAAUCAUGCGUCACUUGGAAUGAUGCAAUCGGGCCGUCGCCUACGAGCAAACAUUCCCUUAGUAAUAUGCACGAUGUGGCUCCAGGAUCCGUACUUUCGCUCGACCUGGCAGAGUCGGAGUCACUGAGCGAGCAUUUACGCUCACCUAGGUAUGAGCCGUCUAUUCUGCAAAACACCGGCUUUGGUCAAGAUGGAAUUGCUCUGCAGCUGCCGGUGGGACAUCCCCCAACCGCGGCCGGUGUAGAUGACUGGGCUUUCCAAGGUGUCGACAUGGCGUUCUUCGAUAGCCUGAUGAGAGAGACAUCCAGCGUGGAUAACGGCAGGUUGGGGCAGUAA
Molecule: messenger RNA, 1479 nt
Organism: Aspergillus oryzae RIB40
Lineage: Eukaryota; Fungi; Ascomycota; Eurotiomycetes; Eurotiales; Aspergillaceae
Exons: 1
Coding region: 1-1479 (492 amino acids)
Biological process (GO): DNA-templated transcription
Molecular function (GO): DNA binding; zinc ion binding
Source: RefSeq, a predicted model, not a curated record